Microcebus murinus (gray mouse lemur) is the source of this 4885-nucleotide messenger RNA. The record is from RefSeq and is a predicted model, not a curated record. Lineage: Eukaryota; Metazoa; Chordata; Mammalia; Primates; Cheirogaleidae.
UAACACCUCCCUUCCGGUCCGCCGGAUUAUGAAUGAGGGCCGGCGCGGCUGUUUGCCGGAUGUACUGCCUGUUGAUUUUUCUUCCUCGGUGUCUUUGAAAGCGUGUGCUCCGCGGGCCCCAGCUCCCAGAAGGAACCUUGGAAUUGCGGCUCCAGCUGAGCGAGAAGGCGCCGGCGGCCGGGGUCUCCGACGCGCGCACGCACCACCCUCCCUGCCUGGCCGCGCCUCUGCGACCAGGUGACCAGAUGAAAGAAGAAAAUGAAAGGCAUGAAGAAAAGUCUUACAGAAGAAUAUCUAUACCUGGACUUUUCUCACCAAACAGAAGGAUGUAUUUUUCCUCUUCAUACAUCUGUAACUUUAUUUUUAUUGUCAUACUGUGACUGUAAAAUCUUUAAAGUUUGCUUAGUUCUCACCAAAGAAAGUAGAAACAGUUCAUUACUAAGAGAUGUACUGUCCCAGGAUAUUAAAAUACAAAUUAUUUCAAGGCAAGAACUUCCACCAAUAGUCCAGAAUUGCUGUUUACCUGCCGUAGUAGAACAACCAGACAAUUUUUGUAGAGCAGGACUUGCUGUGGUACUAAGACACAUAAUCCAGAAGUCAUCUGAAGGAGACCCCUCAAAGAAGGGAAUUUUAGAACUUCUGGGUUUUAAAAAGACUUGCUUGAAAGCCUGUGCCGAAGUUAGUCAGUGGACCAGGCUAUGUGAACUCACCAUUCCUUUGGUCAUUGAGAAUUUUCUCAGAGAGUCUUCUAAGCAGGCCCCAGCUAUCCCUGUGGAAAUACUGCAGCUGGAGAAAAAGCUCAGUGAGCCAGUGAGAGUCCAUAACGAUGACAAACUCCGCAGGCAGAAGCUGAAGCAGCAGAAGGCUGCCGGAGCGGGACUACCCCUUACUAAGGGAAAAGCCAAGAGCAAGGUCCCCACGAAGGAAACAUCUGAGGAUGUGGACUCUUCACCCAAGAGUCUGGAACUGAAGGUGGCAUUCUCGAAGCUCACAGUACAGGAGAAAGCAGCAACUACCCACAGGGAGCCUUCUCACAUCCGAAAAGCAAAAGCCUCUGACCUUCCACCUCUGGAGCACGUGUUUGCAGAAGGGCUUUACUUCACCUUGACAGACCUUGUGCUCUUGCCCUGUAUCCAUUACUUUCUGGUAAUUAUCUGUGAGAAAUUUUCUGAGAAGCUAGUAGAAUUUCCACUGCUAGCUUCUUGGUACCAGAGGAUUCAGGAAGUGCCAGGAGUAAAAGCAGCAGCUUCCAAGUGUGGGAUCCAAUUUCUUCAUUUACCAGAGUUGUUGAGUCCCUCAAAUGAACAGCAUCCAAACUUAAAUGACAUGCCUGGUGGAGAAGAGCAAAAUGAUCCUUUAUUCAUAGGAGGACCGAGACCAACUAUGACCAAGUUAAUGGAAAAAGGCAUCGAAGUGAUGUUUUCUCCCCACCCUUGCCCUACUUGGACCCUGGAUUGGAAUGGUCUCCCUGCAGCAGUGAGCCCAAAGGAAGGUAAAAUGUCCAUCGAUCGAGCUCUGAGGAAACAGCAGCAGUUAAACAACCUCGUUUAUGUAGUGACAAAUCAGGCCAAACCUGGUGACAGAAUUGUGGAUUUCUGCAGCGGUGGGGGCCAUGUUGGGAUCGUGCUCGCUCACAUGCUGCCGUCCUGCCAGGUCACAUUAAUAGAAAACAAGGAAUUAUCAUUAAUUCGUGCUAAGAAGAGAAGUGACGAACUAGGCUUAAACAACAUUUGCUUCAUUCAAGCAAAUAUGGAAUAUUUUACAGGGAUGUUUAAUAUUGGGGUGGCUCUGCACGCCUGCGGGGUGGCCACGGACAUGGUGAUCGAGCACUGCGUCAGGAUGCGGGCCUCCUUCGUCACGUGCCCUUGCUGUUACGGCUUCAUCCAGAACACCUCCAAAUUCAGUUUUCCAAAAAGCGAACAGUUCAAGAAAACUUUAUCAUACAAGGAACACAUGAUCCUGUGCAGAUUCGCGGAUCAGACAGCUGUGCAGCUUCCGCCCCAACAGAGGCUCAUAGGUUAUUUCAUUGAAGAUUUUUUUCAUUGAGUUUGAUAUUUCCAGCCCCUGUAUUACACAUGUCAUGAGAAGAAAGGACUCUAAUUGGUCAUCACUAUGGAUUAAAAUACAGAAGGACUAAUUUACAGGCCACUGUGGCUGGAGGCAGAGAGGUUUUAGAGUCUGCUUUCUGGAAUUUAAGAAAAGAAUUAACCAUCAGUCCUGAGUACUUCAGUCAUUCAUGCCCAUAGAUAAUAACAUGUUCUUAUAUCCUGUACUUUCUGUUUUUCAAUUGAGGUUUAAUUCACAUGCUAUAAAAUAACAGAUUUUUAAAUGUUCAUUUGAGAAGUUUUGACAACUGUAAACACCCAUGUGUUUACAUCACUAAAAUAAGAUAUUUCCAUCAGAUAUUGUUAGAUAUAUAUAUUGAGAAUAUUUUUCCCAGUCUGUGACUUACCUGCUCAUUUUCAUAAUAAAUGUUUUAAUUUUGAUGAAGCUUAAUUUAUCCUUUUUAUUUUAUGGUUAAUAUUUUCUGUAUCCUCUCUAAUAAAUCUUUACCCACCCUUAGGUUAUGAAAAUUUCUCCUCUUUUCUUGUAGAAACUUGAUGGUCCCAGCUUACUGCAUUUAGGUCUAUGGUCUAUCCCAACUCAUUAUUCACAUACAGAGGCAGGUGGAUUUUGAAGGACACAGUUGUUCCAGCACCAUGGUUUGAACAUCUUUUCCUCCCACCAGUGAGCUGACUGGCCACCUCUGUGGAAGAUCAAUUGAUAACAUGUCAGCGUCUGUUUCCGAGUUCUCUAGUCCCUUCCAUUUGCCGUUUGUCUCAACGGCCACAGCUUUGUAGGAAGUCUGGAAAUCAGGUAGUUUGUCUUCCAAUUUCAUUUUUCAUUCUCUAGAUUGUUUUGGCUAUUCUGAAUCUGUUCUAUUCCCAUUUAAAUCUCAAUAUCUCUUAAAAAUUUUACCAAAUAACCCUGCUGAGAUUUUUGGUAUCGCCUGGUCUCUUUAGAUCCAUUUGGGGAAAUGAACAACUUAACAAUAUUGAAUCUUAUAAUCUAUGAAUAUAAUACCUUUCUGCGUAUUUAGGCCUCUGUUAAUUACUCUCUACAGUAUUUUAUAAUUUUCUGUGUGAAAGGUUUGUUUCAGUUACCAUUUGAUGGUUUGAUGGUAUCACCCUGAGCUUCUUACACGCUGCCCACCCUGUGUGGAAUGGUCUCCUCAUCCCCUCCCACCAGCUUCAUGUCAUUCAUCCUUCUCCUCUGAGACUUGAGCUGCUGAGGGAAGCCCUUCCUAACCUCUUCAAAGUUGCGAGCCUGUUAUAAAAUGUCCACCACCCAGAACAGCCUUCUCAGGCCUCCCCAGCUGACUCUCAAGGAACCUCCUUCUCCCCCCUCCAAAAAGCCUCUACGAGGAACCCAGAGGACAGGAAAAGAAAAGGACCCACUCUUUCCCAGCCUGUUCUCGGCGUGGCACUCUCCACCUGUGGUGGCCAAGGCCACUAAGAGCGAUGGGCUGCGAUUGCUCUCGGAUCGUGACUUUUCUAUAUAAAUCCCUGCCAAGGCUCCUUCCCAGCCAGGACAAAUAAAGGGGGUUGGAUGUAGGCAGCAGGAAGAUUUAUUGCAAUGACAAUAAUCCAAGCAAGUGACCUGGUCUUACCCCUACCCUUGUCCAUCAAAAGCAAGGCUGCGGCUCACUGACCUGUCUCCCUAAGGUUGUAAUAAUGUUAGAAAUCACAGCUCACUCUCAUUGACUUUUGAGUCUGACUCAGAGAAACAUGUAUAAUUAUUAAUGGCUAAACUAUUUUAUCUUAUUUAGGGAGACAAAUUUCAGUCACAUUAGAAAUCAAAACAUUUUCAGGACACACAUGCUUAACAAUACAGUGAAUAAUAGUAAUUAAAUAUUUAGUUUCAUUCUGAAGAUUUUGGCUACAAGUGUUGCCCAUUCCAUGGUUCAAGAAAAUUGCUGUAAGUAGAAAUUCCACGUACUGAAACCUAUUUUUCUAUUGACUUUAGUAAUGAAGUUAGAAAUAUGUUUCUGUAAAGUGAUAUAAUGAAAUAACAAAGAAAAUGAUACAUUUUAAAAAUUAAAAAAUUUUUAAAAAACAGGCUAUCAAUGCAAAAGUAGUUUGGAGUUUUUGAAUUUUUAAGUUACACAGGAAAUAUGUGUUUGUUGUACAGCAGCUAAAAGAUGUGGCUAAACAAAAAGAAAAAUUUUUUAAUUCACUGUGUUAAAACUUUGUUUUAUACCUUCCUAGAUUUAGCUUUAGACGCACACGCACAAAGAUUUAUUUAACGAACAAUACGGUACUUAAUAUUUGCUAGGCACUAUUCUAACUCUUCUACAAAUAAUAACUUAUUUAAUCUUUUAAGUCAUUCGAUCCUCAUAGUGACCCUAUAAGCUGGAUAUCAUUAGUAACCCACUUUACAGAAAGGAAAGCUAAGGUUACAUAGUAAACGUAGACCUGGGUUUAAGCUAAGCCAGUGAUUCACAGAGCUAAUAUUCAAACUCAGUCUUUAGCAAUCCUAUCAGGAUGGGCUGGGAAAAACUAAGAUAACAAAAUCUCAGUGCCUUUGCACAAGAAAGAUGUAUUUUUCACUUGUACUACGCAUCUACCCAAUGGUUGUGGCAUUAUCUUUGUGUCAGGAAGGAGGCUGGUCUCCUGGCAAAGGAACAACAGGCCUGGCGCCCCGCGAGCGAGCUGCCAGCGACUUGGCUCGCAUGUCGCACCCACAGUGCUCCCAUCUGCUUAGCCAGCCACAGCUCCUCUGGAGAUUAACAGGCUGGGGGUGUAUAGUUUCACACAAUCGUGGACCUCCAGCAAUGUUGAGUUUUUUGUUUUUCUUUUUUUUUGAGACAGCGUCUCCCUCUGUUGCCCAGCUAUAGUGCCGUGGU